Messenger RNA from Varroa destructor (honeybee mite), 5678 nucleotides. It is a transcript of the gene pasi2, whose product is annotated as Protein pasi2. Gene Ontology annotation, biological process: establishment of glial blood-brain barrier; septate junction assembly; regulation of tube length, open tracheal system. Gene Ontology annotation, cellular component: plasma membrane. The record is from RefSeq and is a predicted model, not a curated record. NCBI's taxonomy places the organism in Eukaryota, Metazoa, Arthropoda, Arachnida, Mesostigmata, Varroidae.
CGCGGAUCAGGAAUAGCGAUAGAACAUAACGAUAAUUGCAAAAGCUGCAGCGAACCCAACCAAGAGCAGGAACUGUGGUUAUUUUCGGUUCAUUCAUGGCUUAACGUCCAAUCCAGUAAAAGUCCCUCAAUUCGAACCAUUUAAUGACUGUUUGAUUGAUCGUGUCAGGACACUACAUCGUUACGUAAUUUUGAUUUUUGUAAAUUUCGGCCACGAACGGGGCUAACCACUAUUAACAGUAAAAAUUUUUUGUGAGUGCUCCAAUCUUUAUCGGUUUUGCAAGAUAGAGAAGGGCUGCAUCAAAAACUGUAAACUUGCCAUAAGUGGAAUCUUGUGUGUAAGCUAAGGAUAACAAACAAGCAUGGGGUCACGAUCGAUUCUAAACAAAACGUCUAGUACUAUAGAUUCAUCGCGGUUUCGUAAGAAGCAGAAGUGGUACCACCGAAGACCGAUACUCGACAAUGCGUACUUCACCAACUUACAGAAGGGCAGUUAUAUUGCCGCCCUUUAUGCGCUCGUGGAGUGCCUCUUUAUGAUCUGCCUUGUGGUAUUUGAUAUUUACUGUCUAGCCGAGGCCUUACCAGGCUCCCGACAUUUUAGAUACUUCGGAAUCAGUUUCCUGUUUGUCUAUAGUGGAAAUCAGCAUGUACGGAAUCUGCUGAUAGCCGUAUCAGUAUUUUCGUUCAUUGGCGCUAUUUGUCUCCUGGUAACGUCCGCACAAAUUAUUUCCGCUUUACGAAAGGAACAAGAGGCCAAAUUCAAGCCCUGGCUGUAUGCAAUGUUCAUAUUCACCGUUUGGCGCUUCUGCGCUAUUAUGUUCCGGUCAAUUGCAAACGACCUGUACUACGCGUAUCAUAUCUUAAUGCUGCUGAUUUGGGUGGCUUUGAUUGCCGGCAAUGUCUUUGCCUAUCUCGUCGUGUUGUCCAACUAUCAGGAGCUUUCCGAUAUCACCCGACUUGAAGAUCUCGCCCGCAGUAAGAUGGGCGUUGGAAGCACCAGCGUAUCACGCUCUGUAUCACAUAACAGUCUAGACACGUUCAAGAAUUCGAUGCAUAACUCGUCUUUUCAGUCGAACUACAGCGGUCGAAGUGGAGCUCCAUCGGUUUCAUCCGUUCCUAUGCGACAGUUUCGUUGAACGUAACAAAUUAACGUUACUGGCAUUUUCUCUGUUCUAGAAGGUUGUUGGCGAUAGGUCCAAGGUAGUACGGCGUUUCAUCCUGUGGACUGUAUUUGCUUGUACGCAAAUUCGAUUUAGCAUCUUCGUAGAGUGUCUUGCUGGGCUACGUAAGAUGUAUAUGGCCGGCAUAAACAAGCAGACUUCCAGCAAUAGAAAUAUUCUUUUCUGACGGUUGCAUGUAAACCAUACUUCCAUGCAAACCCAUAGAAUUGUAAGUACUGUAUAUUCGAAAAGGACAAUGCGGGGUGUCAACGCGUUUUUUCAAGGAUAAUUUAGGGUGAUCUUUUGGCUUGUACGAUAUCCGUAUGAAUGGCACGUGCUUAUCGGUCCUGUUUAUGUUUUCAUACGAUUACUGGGAGGCUGAUGUAAUGUUUAUACUUAGCAUUUAUUUUUGUUUUAAGGUAACUUAGCAUUGUACUGAAAAGUAGUUUAUAAGACACCUUUGUAGAUUGUCUUAAAUAAUUGAAUUGGUCUUCUCUGAGUGAUCUGGAGCUGGCGUAUUCUUGGAAAUAGGGCCAAAUUUAUUCUUUGAUUUUUUUUACUUCUAAACUUGCUGAAGUCUCUGUGUAUGUGUGUGUGUUUGUGUGGGUGUGUGUUUUAUAGGUAGCUCACGACUACGUCGCUAGUACUAUAUUUGUAGCUAAUAAUAUAUAUUUUCUGGUUUGUAUAAUAUAAUUUAGAUGUUGGUGUUUUGAAAAGAUUUACUUGUGGUUUGGGCGAGUGCGUAAACUGGUAUAUUAUAUAUAGUAUUAUUUAAUUAUGGUUAGUGUAGCCAAACAGCGCCAUUAUGUUACCUCUGUAAUGCAAACGUAGCAACGUGUUGAUCGAAUGUCACAAUACGAGGCGAAGUCGAAAAGGCUCGGUUUUACACGGUACAAGCACAAGACCUAAUCGAAUGCCUAGGAGAGAACAGCGUUUUAUAAGUGAGUACCGUGCGUCGGGAACCAAAGCUGACUUCAAAGGAACUUUACGAGAGUUGACGUCGCUAUGAAAUAGCGCGAGACGCACCUGCAGAAUUCGGCUUGCGGCAAAACAGAGUGGCAUCGGGUGUAAACGACGAAUAAAGGACUUGCAGAAAUCUUCAACAACAGCACUGGAUAAGAAAUCGACCCAAGAACAAGGAAGAUAGAACCCAUCAGCCACUGCAUUUGUGUAGGACACGGACCAGGAUGAUGCUAACUAUGAAAAAUUCAAACGUAAGGUUGUAUUAGCAAACCACCGAGCCAAUGAAAAAGCAAUACACUAUAUAUUUUUAGGCAGAUUGAGGUAAAUUCUGUCGUUGUACGGUGAUGAAACAGUACCUCAUCAGGCUGUAUUGCGCAUAUAUAUAAGAUUUAUACAAGUAUGUCAUAGAAAUUUGAAAUGGGGUAAGGAAUGGAAGGCACUUAAUGGAAACAAAUGAACAAAGAUUAGAACGUCCAGAUUGGGUAUAGCAAGACGCUACAGAUAUUUCAUAUCGACAUUUGCAUUGGCUCUAUCGAAAAGUAGGGCAUGUGAGAAAAGGAUGCCUGCUAAGUAUGAUAAUAAUAAUAGUAAUAGGCAAAGUGAUAUAGACAUAUUUUGGUUCGGCAAAAAUGGCGGAAGAUUACCGAAACCCAGAACGAUUUUUCUGUCUCGCCAUGUCCAUAGAAUAUUAAUUAUGAUUAAUAUGAUAUGCACUUGAUUUUUCUGCAGUGGUUAAGGUCGACAAAAAGUAAAAACAGUGACAAUUUAAUUAUUUUGUGAUUUAAUUUAUACGCGAGACGUAGCACUGGACAUAAGUAAAAAAAAAUAAAGAUUUAUAUAAGUAUGGUUAAUACCCACACAAGUGAUACGUUAACUGCCUUCUCUAGAAGAUCAAUGCAUGUUUGCGAUAAAAAUCUUCCUAUUAAAAACAACCACAGCUCAUUAGCGGAUAAAUUUCAUUAACAUUUAUUGAAGAUUCAUAAUUAUCAUUGACCAUCGUUACUGCGACACACAGCAUCAUGCUUAUUUUAAUAAUACUAAUUGUAAUCUAUUAUAUUUUUUAUAUUAUACUAAUGCUUAGUAAUGUUUGUUGUCAUUGUUAGUGAUAUAAUCACAGGUGUAUUUUUACAGACUGCGGCUCUUUAAAUCGUGUUUCUUUCGGUAUUCUCAAUAGUCAUUUCCCUUCGAAAAAAAAGCAAAUUAACAAUAUCGUUAUAUGUAUAUUUCAUUUUUGUUAGAUGGCGCCACCUAUUUCCCGCGUCUUGUUUUUCGGCUAGCUUCUCUUCAGCGCUUUCUGUUCCUGUAUGCAUUCAUAUUGCAAUAAGACAUCUUUCGCUUCCGCAUUGUGCCUAUCGUUAUUUUACCGUUGCCAUAUCACUUUAUCAUUCGUUAUUCUGUAUCUGUGUUUGACGUUUUACAUCACGACUCAUCCUAUCGAAUUCGUUACCUAAUUGUUAUCUGUCGCCAUUUUGAAUUAUGUCAUUAGCGGCAUAUUUGUAUUAUUAGUCUCGAGAUUGUUGCUGCUGGUAAACCAUCUAUUGCGACAAAUCAUCACUGAUUACCUCCUUCAAUUCGUUAUUAUUGGCUGUAUUUUGGUUAAUCAUUCCUCCAGAAUCUCAUUUACUGCUUAACUGUUAAAGGCUGUUCGUAAGUGUCGCGUGAAUCGCUAAAAAAUCUGCCAUGGGAAGAAAAACAUUGAAGAGCUAUACAUAUGUAUCUCUUGAAAUCAACGAUAGUAUUUAGGUUAAUCUAUUCAUUAGCAUAGCCUUAGGCCAUAAGAAGCGUCCUUAUUAUCGGCCGGUUUGCGCAGCAUGCUGAUAAAUUAGGUACACACAGAUGGUUGACAUUUUGGUUUUUUACCAUUUUGACUAAGGGUAAUUUGACGAAUUCAGCGAAAAAAAAAAAUCGGUCGACCGCAAAUGCGGAAAACUGACCAGUCAUUGAUUCGGUUAAUAGCUGGGGGCUGGCUUUCGUAAGCGCUUUCGGACCACCUGCCGGCUGGUAACAGCCAUACUUCUAAAAAUGUACACGGAUUCGUAAAUGGUUUACUAUAUACCCUAUUAUGCUCGUCUCUAAGUACUGGGUGUCUGAAGAACGCUUCGCGUUAGAUGAAUCUUUUCAGAUGGUCAGUACACCUCGUAACAGCACGAUUGUUUAGUAGAUGUUUCAGCAAAUUGUGAUGGUGCGCUGUUUAUAUAAUAGGCAGCCUGUGCCUCUUGCCGAUUUGGUUUAUUUCAAAGAUUUGAAUUAGAACGCGAGUAUUUGUGGGGUUCCGCGUUCAUCGUUUUACGUUCGAAUGUAUUGUCGUUUAACUGUAUUAUAUAUAUUUUCUAUCAUCAAUCUUUGGCUAUAUUGCGUCUCCGCUGAGGCCACAACGAGUUGAUUGAGAACAUUAUAUGCGACGCGUGCCACAGUGACAAUAGUGUUUAUUUAUAUAGCUCUUACUCAUAUAUACAUUAGACCAAUCCGUUACAAUUUCCCUACUAAUUAUAUGGCAACUUUUUCUUCCUGAUAAUUAUCAUAUUUUAACGUUAGAUGUGUUAUUAUCUUCAUCAAUAUGUUAAGAACUAGUACGCUAUCUACCCCGUAUCUUAAUAAAUCCACUGCUCUUUUUCUGGUAUAUGAUUCUUUUACGUGUCUUUCAUACUGUUUCCACAAUUUGUUCUGUAUUGCGAAUCGACUUCAGUGUUCUUCCGUUUUUGUUUUCUAGACGUCUGAGUCUUAUUUUUCAUCUGAGCCCACGUAAAUACAUCUCUACUUUUGACAUUUUUUCAGCAACAGAUAUUCUAUAAUCAACGACCCUGUCGUUUAACAACAGUGCGUUUAGCUAUUGAUAAUGAUCUAAUAGUGCUUCCAAUAUGCGCAGUUAACACGGUAAUAUGCUACAUGCUAUCGGUAUCUGUGUGACUUCCCUUGUUGCAAGGAGUACCUCUGUAAAAUUGGGGUUGGGAUUUAGACUAUCAAUAAACGUCUAUUUUAUCCCGUGUUAAAUUCAAACAAAUGUUCGGAGGGCAUUAAGACAAUUUGAGAAUAGACUGCUUGUAUUCGAGAAUGUCGAACGACGGUUACAAAAACUUGUCGGGAGAAAUAGUUGUCAGUCUACGUUAUCGACACCUGACUCAAAAAUACGGAGAGCUAGAGAUAUGCCUAGAAUCAUUUCAUUGUACAGAUGUUGUUAGCCGGUUUCGGCUAACAAUGUAGCAGCUGCUUACGUUGACCUAUUUAGGUUCCUUAAGGCUGUUCGUGUUUGCGUGUGUAUUGAUAUAAAUAUUGACUAGGUUACCUUGUGGCCACUUGUAGUAUAAUAAAUAUAUUGAAAUUUUCAUUUAAAAAUUGCUUGCUUCGACCCAAACGCAGUCACUUCUCCCAGUUCUUCCUUGAGUUACCAAUGAGUUUCUGCAGGAUUUUUGCGUCCCGGUUAUCAGUCGUUUCUAAGAAAAAAAAAAAGCUUUUACUCUCUGACGAUAACCGACGCGAGUCAACGUAUGUCUAUCGAAGCCGGACUAAUCAUUGAUCAAGGGGCAAUGAUCAAAUGCGUUUUCAACGUCCUCGUCUG